GACUGGUGGGAUGUCAAAGGCGAAAUUAGAUCGCUACCGGCAGGAUAUGAUUGGCUUGUUUGGCAGUGGUGGGUCAAUGGAUCGUAGGCUACAGGAAGCCUACAGGCGCUUUCGAAACUUUCUUCAUCGAACCAAGAAAUACACCUCCAUCGACGGCUACUGCACGUUGGCAAGCUUGAGUGCCAAGAUGGGCCUCAUGCUCUUUCAGGUACGCCCCAAGCUGCAUAUGCUCUGUCAUUUGGUGCUUCACCUUGAGCACCAGCUGGAAAGAG
Symbiodinium pilosum is the source of this 272-nucleotide messenger RNA. NCBI's taxonomy places the organism in Eukaryota, Dinophyceae, Suessiales, Symbiodiniaceae. The record is from the annotation of a GenBank genome assembly.